Messenger RNA from Pseudocercospora fijiensis CIRAD86, 627 nucleotides. RefSeq lists its product as uncharacterized. The record is from RefSeq and is a predicted model, not a curated record. The coding region runs from base 1 to 627 and encodes 208 amino acids. The transcript is spliced from 2 exons. Lineage: Eukaryota; Fungi; Ascomycota; Dothideomycetes; Mycosphaerellales; Mycosphaerellaceae.
AUGCUUUUCGUCCUUCCAGUGCUCGCCAUCCUCGGCGCUGCCUACGCCGACGAGACGACAUGCGAAACUACGGUUGUCACAACAAGCACCAUCUCAUUCACUACUACUGUGACCCUUGAGAGUGCUGCUGGCGCGACUACUGCGCCGCCAGCGCCUCCAACCUACCCCACCUCUCAGCCACCAGCAGGCGGCACCGCUCCGGCUCCAUCGGUCACUGAUUGCUCGCUCGCCACGGGAACCACAUCCGUGGAAGGCGCUGAGACUGCAUCCGCAUACGCCCACUGCUCGUGCGGCACUCUUGUCAUCGGCAUCGAAACUACCACUGGCGCCGACGGCAUUGUCACUUCGACCUGCGCUGCACCCCCAUACCCAGUCGUCGGCACUUCCUCUCCAGGCGCGACCACCGCCGACCCGGUCGGCACUUCUACGACCAGCGGCACUGCUCCAGGCGACACCUCCGCCGGCACCACUACUCAGCCCACCGAUUCGUCUUCGGGUCCCACUAGCUCUGGUUCGGCCACUGAGUCCUCCCCAGAGCAGCAAACUGGCAGUGACGCUGGCAAGACGACAGUCAACGGAGUCGCUGCUAUGGGCGUCAUGGGUCUGGCUUUGCUAUUCGGCUACUAA